UGACUCCUCCUCGCUGCGGUAUAUUACUUGAAAUGCCUACAGGCGGAGAAGAGGAGGACGACUCGUGUUCCAGCUCCUCACCACAGCCUGCACUUUACUGCUGAACAGCCUUUUUCAUUUCUUUGUCUUUUCUUUUCUUAGUGAGUUUGUUGUUUGUUUGUUUGUUUGUUUGUUUGUGAGGAACUCCUGCGCCAACAUGAAUCCGCCCUGUGGAAGAUGCAAUAAACCAGUUUAUCCCACAGAAAAAAUAAAUUGCCUUGAUAAGUAUUGGCACAAAGGUUGUUUCAGCUGCGAGGUUUGCAAGAUGGCCCUGAGCAUGACGACCUACAAAGGCUUUGAGAAGAAACCUUACUGCAGCAUGCAUUAUCCCAAAACCUCCUUCACCAUCGUGGCCGACACGCCCGAGAACCUGCGUCUCAAACAACAGACCAUGCUCAACAGCCAGGCUCUUUACAAGGGGGACUUUGAGAAGAACAAAGGGAAAGGUUUCAGCGUGGUGGUCGACACUCCGGAGAUGCAGAGACUGAAGAAGACCCAGGACCAGAUCAGUAACAUCAAGUACCACGAGGAGUUCGAGAGGAGCAGGGUCCGAAGCGACGCGCCUCCUCCCGAGAACAGACACGACGGUGAGGAACAACUAUCCAACCCUGAGAGGUCCAUGCAGCCGGUCGGACAAACGCGCCCCGCUGCUGUAGCGCCCCCUGGCGGAGAGAGACGUUACCAGGCGGUGUACAGCUACGCGGCAGCAGAAGCGGAUGAAGUGUCCCUGCAGGAAGGCGACCUGCUGACUCAGGUGGAGCAGAUAGACGAAGGGUGGAUGUUCGGCGUCAACCAGCGCACGGGGCAGCGGGGCAUGCUGCCUGCCAACUACGUCAGAGCCCUGUGAGGCGCGAGGAGGUCCAUCUGCAUCUAUUGUCGCCGUUAACAGUCAGACUUCUACUCAAAAGCAUCUUUCGCUCAUUUAAAAAUGAAUUGAAAAUGAAUCCUCUUUUUGUCGUCAGAAAUAAGAUUAAUGAAAAAAAGUGUUUAUUGAAAACAUUAGUGACAUUUCACUAAUACUCAAGGUUGAAUAGUUUGUAAAAACCUCGAGAGGAGCACAGAGGGAUUACAUUUAUAAAUCAGAAUAAAUAAUGUGAAAUAAACCCACAAUAAUUAUCACUGUGUACUUUUCUCUCUGAGCAACCACCUCUAUAUAACUUGACUUAACUUGGGUUUUUAAAACCCAAGUGACUCCGUUUGAUAUGUCAAGAAAGUAAUUGAGUCUGAUUUGAUUAAAAGUGAAAUAUUAAACAGAUUUCUCUCCAAGACACAUUAUAAUGUUGCGUCAAUCCUUUUGUUCCACAGCACAUAUGUGACUUUCAGAAUGAUGAAAUAAUUAAUGUAUAAUAUUAAAAUAUGUGUGUGUGCUCACCACUUAAACAUUG
This is a messenger RNA of Pseudoliparis swirei, 1424 nucleotides long. Its product is annotated as LIM and SH3 domain protein 1-like. Gene Ontology annotation, cellular component: focal adhesion. Lineage: Eukaryota; Metazoa; Chordata; Actinopteri; Perciformes; Liparidae. Gene Ontology annotation, molecular function: actin filament binding. The record is from RefSeq and is a predicted model, not a curated record. The transcript has 7 exons. The coding region runs from base 197 to 886 and encodes 229 amino acids.